CACUCACCACCAUCACCACCAUCACCCACUGACCCCCACCACCAUCACCCACUGACCAUAGCCAUCGCCACCACUAGCCAGCGGCUGCCUGCUCACACCACCACCACCACCGGGACGUUCAUCCACAUAAAGACAAAGGCAGAGGACAACUAACGUGAUGGAGGACUCCGUCACACCGGCAAACGCCAAGACAAAGUUGUGGGCCAGUCUACCACUCCGCUCCUAUCAGAGCGGCGCUCUGGCCGGCUCGGCCAGCGUUCUCGUCAGCACGGCCCUGACCUUCCCCAUCUUCAAGGCGAGCACUCGGCAACAGAUGGCCCUGAGUCUCUCGGCACGGCCAGUGUUCGCGCAGCUGCUACGCGAGGGACUGAAGUCAGUGCUGCUGCGUGGACUCUUGGCUCCCAGUUUGCAGCGUGUGCUCUGCCGCUCGAUAAUGUACGGCAACUACGAGUUCGUCCUGGGCAAGCUGGCCCACAUGGGGCCCAGGCUGGCCGACCGGAGCCGGUUGGCCUGCUCCCUGGCCGCCCUGCUCUCCGGAUCCCUGGAGGCCGUGCUCACACCCCUCGAGAGGGUGCAGACUCUGCUGGUCAAUCCGCAGACCCGCGGGCAACACGCUUUCCGGCACUCCAUCUCCGCCCUCUCGCACCUCGGCACGCUGGGCUUGCGCGAGCUGUACGUCGGACUCACUCCCGUACUGCUCCGAAACGGGCCCAGCUUCGUCCUCUACCUGUAUAUCAAGGACAGCGUCACGCUGCUCAUGCCCGCCUCCGUUCGAGGCCGCAGCACUUUCCUGGAAGGUGCGUUCAUGGGCGGCUUCUCGUCCCUGCUCACGGGCCUCGCCUUCUACCCGCUCAACACCGUCAAGGUGCAAAUGCAGGCCCGCAUCGAGAAGCCUCAUCUGGGAUUCCUGGCGACUGCUCGCGACGUGGUGUGGAGGCAGGGGACCAGCCGGCUGUACCGUGGCGUGACCGCGCAUUGCCUGGGCUCCAUCAUCUCGUGGGCAGUGUUUGAGGGGUCAUACCGGGUCAUCAUGGAAAUGAUGUAGAGCACUACACCACAAGCCUAUUGCAAUGUGGUUUAUUACUCAGAGGUUUGUAUAAAACGAUAUCUCAGGCAAAUGUUGUUGGCUUUCUUACUCUGCCAGGAUUUUACAAAAUAGCAAUGACAUAAAUGAACACGUUAACUUCAGUAAAUUAAUGUUGAUUGCUCACAUGUUCUAUUACACUGAGCUAAGGCUGAUUUUGGCGUUUACAUUUUUAUUCACUGCCAAGGUUCGGAAAAGACAAUAACGUAAUGGUCAUGGAAUAAAGUGAGACGGUGCUCCAUGUAAAAUAUUUUAUAAAAAAAAAAAUGUUUAACUGAAACAAGGAGCUAAUUCAAGUUUUUUUAAAAUUCAGGUGAAAUAAAAAAGGGGUGCCUGGUUUGUAUUGGAAAAAACUCGAGCGCCUCUUGUACAUUAUGCGCUGACGAUACCAAUUUGUAUUUUAAGAGCAUGUCGUAUGACGUUUUUAGAAAGAAAGAAAUUAAGCGCCUAGUCUAGUUUGUUUCAACAGGGACUUCCAAUAUUUCACGAACUUCAUCAAAAUCCACGAUUUCCAUGAUCACCAAAUCAAAAUCAUAGCCUUGCACAGAGUACCCAAAAUGGUGAAAUGUACUUUGCAGGCUGCAGACUAUUACAGCCCAUUUUCAGCAAUCUUGCCAAUGAAACGCAAGCCUACAAAUGUACAAAUGCCAUCAUUACCAGUCUGAAUAACCCUAAUGAGGGAACUGAGCCACAUAUUCUUGGUCCUUUCGGUGAAGUCACGUAGAUAGAAAAUCAAGUUUUAAAUCAAAAUUUUACUGAGCCACAGUGAGCCAAGUAGGAAAUUAACUUUAAAAAGUUACCGUUUUGAUUAGCAUGCAAAUUACAAAGAUUGUGUGGUUAAUAAAAUGUUAGUUGGCAAUGUUAUAAUACAAUGGUGGUUUAAGUCAUUCCCGGACUUUGUAGGUGGACAAUGGAUGGCGAUGACAAAAUGUUGCGGCGGCCGUGUAGGGUGGGGGGAUCUUUUAAGAAUGGUCACCAGGUGGCAGAGGUUCCUCGAGUGCAUGCACCGUGAGAGAAAAUACGGCCAUUAGCCCAGCAGUAGAAACGAAUAGAGAUCAAGUUUAUUGUGUGCGAAGGCAUCAAGCCAGCCGAGAUUCACGAGUAACUUUGUGCACACGUUAAAGAUGCAAUACUCGGAUGAUCAGCAGUGUUUGAUGUGCUGGGUAACUGUGCGCUUUCCAAGCCAAUUGUUUUGAUGUCUGUAAGUGCUUGUAAAGCCUGAUUCUUGCCGAAAGCCAUGUCGCCUUUUGUGCAAUUGCAGCAGAAACAUAAACCGAGCAAUGGCAGUGUUUAAAUUAAAACCAUGCCCACCUGCACUUUAAUAAUGUGCUUGCCAGAAUGGCUUUCAAAACAGCUGAAUGUUUCCCAACAACCAUGACCGGGUGCACAUCUGCUCCGAGUUGCUGUUUGCCCAUUUCAUAGCAGGACACAAAAAUAGUAGUUCAGCAUACAUUCCUGGAAUGCAUGGUUACAUGAUGGACUUAGAUUCACCAUCUCACUUUCGAAUCGAAGUGUUCCAGUCUGGAAUUUAAACUCAACUGCCUGUGUAUAUCGACGCCCAAGUGUUGGUCAGCCUCUCAGCUCUGGCCCUCUCAGCUAGUCCUUGAUUUUGGCUGUUCCAGUGGUGGAUACGGCAAUGGUCUCGAAAAUGCUAUGAGGCCAUCCAACACACGAAUUCAAGCACAUUCAUGAUGCAGCGAAGCAAACUGCCUAUAUGGGAGUCUAUACUGAUGCCCUUAUGGGUUGGUUUAUUGGAUCUAUAGUGGAAGCAUUGUGACCCCCCCCCCCCCCCCCAAGUUGGACGGCUGGUUACACGGCAGUUCCUUUUAAGACAUCUCAGGGGCCGACAAGUUCGUUGUCGACACAGACACCGACCAGCUAAACCACUGGUCUCUUGAUCGCGGCUUCGGUGGUUUGCCGAAGCACAAGGCCCACCUCCCGAAUGCCUUGUGCAGUAACACAACCACUUGUAGGGCAGCCACCUGAGCCGUACGGACUAUAAUGUCCCAGCAUCUGCCAAUGCAGUUUUCGAGAGGGCGUUGCAAUCCUCGGUAUCCCAGUGAGCCCACCACUUGUCUCCAAUGCACUGCUUGGGUGGGGAUACCUUUAAAAUGGAUACUGUGGAUGUUGCCAGACUGUACCUCUAUGAAGUAUUUAUAUGAAUAUUUUUUGUAGGCCUUGGCACUCCUUCUCACAGCACUCCUUUCCUCCUCCCCAUCUCGGCAGCAUGAAAACAUUAAGAUUCCACUGCACAUUCCCAUGGCAGCCAAGGCUAUGAGAUAGAUAGACCCUUUAAACCUGUGCACGGGACAUAUGGUAGGGAAUGGCGAUAUUCUACCUCAUAUCUCGCGUGCAUUCAUCCUGGUUCUAUGCACAUGAAGCCAGGAAGGCAGCACCACUCUUUUAUAGGUAAGAUGUGGAGGUGGGGCAGCCUUGAAGGGAAUUGAUUCUCUGUACAGCCUGUUGGCAUCCAGAAGAAAUACCCGAAGGUAAUGAAUGC
Molecule: messenger RNA, 3584 nt
Organism: Lethenteron reissneri (Far Eastern brook lamprey)
Lineage: Eukaryota; Metazoa; Chordata; Hyperoartia; Petromyzontiformes; Petromyzontidae
Product: mitochondrial nicotinamide adenine dinucleotide transporter SLC25A51-like
Cellular component (GO): mitochondrion
Molecular function (GO): NAD transmembrane transporter activity
Source: RefSeq, a predicted model, not a curated record